CCAGAGAGAUCCCAAGCUUGCUGGCCAGCUGGCCCGCCCAGAAGGCCAUGGCCAGUCCUCCCCACCCACAGGGAGUAUCGCCGCACUCCCUUCACAGAUUCCCCAACUCUAGAGGCCCUGAUCCCCCUUAAACACACCCAGACCACUGGCAUUAUGACGCUCCCGGUCUCCUCACCAGCUAUUCUGCGUGAAGGGCUGUUCCUGAAUGAUGUGGAGCACUCCUUUCAGCCGUGGGUCCCCCUGCUGGGCCAUCUGCAGAGAACCGUGAUGGAGGGAGAGUACCUUCCCCUGGGGCCGUUGCUGCCAAUGUUUGAGAGCAACUUCCUGCAGGUGACAAACCGGGGGGAGGCUAUUUUUCUGCACAAGAAGGAGAACCCUGUGACGAUGGGUGUGGCAUCCUCCAUCCCUGGGCUCCUGCUCCCAGACCUCAUCCUGCUCGCCCGGCCAGUCAGAAACAGGAGGCAGAAGGCCCUGGAGCUCACCAGGCUGCUGCCCACACACCUGGCCCGUUUGUUCGUCCACAACGGAGCUUGCUGGAGGCUGAAGCUCCGCUUGGCCUCAGGCCGCAGCUUUUACCUGCAGCUGGACGCCAACUGGAGGGAGGGCUGCUUGCUUUUCAACCGCUGGAGAUACCUGGUGUACCUGCUCCAAGGGUCCGCACCAGCCCUCGCCCUCCAGGCCCCCAAGGACCACCCCAAGGACAAGAGCCAGAGGAGGUCCCCUGCCGACUCCACAACACUGAAGGCCAAGGAGAAGAUGUCGAGGGCAGUCAAUGGCACCAGUCCCUUCAUGACCCAGCCGGAGCCCCCAGCCUGGAAACGAAAGGAGAAAAAACCAGACCACAGACAUGCCAAGAUGGAUCCUCCUGGGACCCGAGUGCAAGAAGGGCGGUCAACAGUCACCAUCUGGACCCUCUUCAGCACCAUCUCCAGCAUCCUGAACCAGCCCAAGGCCUCCGAAACAUCCACCCCAAAGACUUCAAGCUCAUGGCCCUCCAGAAUUAGACCUCCUGUGGUCCCCCACCAGACCUCAUCUUCUUGGCUGGGCUCCCGCCGACAGUCCGAGAAAAUAUCUCACACGUCAGCCUCUUCCAGCACACGCCUGUUGGGCUCCCAGUCCCAAACAGGUUUUACCCCGACGUGGAAAAACAUCCAUCCGUGUCUACGCACCUGCUUCAAAAGUCCAAAAAUCUUCUCUGAUGCCCUGGCCUGGGCCAACCCCCUCAGCUACGCCCCGGCCCAGCUCCAGCCCCAACACACCCAGCACGAGGUCCCACUCAAGACUGCCCGACCUGAUAAGUCCCUAAGGAAAGAUGCUUCCAAGUUGAGCUUAGAGCAGGCCGUGGUCCUCACAGAGCCUAAGGAAGCAGCAGAGUUACCCCACGUUUGUUUCAAGCAGCAAGAGGACAGCUCCUUGUCCUCAGCAAAGCAGUCCCAUCCCAAGUCCACACCUUACCAGCUACAGCCCUAUGAGUCCACCCAAAUGUCUGACCUUUCCACCAAGGCCUCACUCUAUCCACCCCCUGAGGCCUCAUCUGACCAUUUCAUCAAGGCCUCAGAGCCCUCUCCCACCCCCAAGGCUCCAGAACCCUCCCCCUUCCUCAUAGCUCUAGAGCCCUCCCCCUCCCCGAAGGCUCCAGAACCAUCCUCCCUGCCCAAGGCUCCAAAGUCCUCCCCCUUCCCCAUGGCUCCAGAGCCCUCCAUCUCCCCCAAGGCACCAGAGCCUUCCCCCUUCCCCGAGGUUCCAGAACCCUCCCUGCUCUCCAAGGCUGCAGAGCUCUCUACCUCUUCCAAGGUGCCAGGGCCUUCUCCCUCCCCUAAGGCUCCAGAACCUUCCCCCUCCCCCAGGGAUCCAGGACUCUCCCCCUUCCUCAAGGAACCAGAGUCCUCCACCAUCCUAAAGGCUCCAGAGCGCUCUGGACCCACUAAAGCCACACCUGAACAGCCAGACAAAGCCUCACCUAAAGGCUUCAUGAAAUGGCUAUUUUACCCAUUUUACCCAUUUAUCAAAGCCUCCUCCAAACACCCUAAAAAAUCCUCAUUCCAUCCAACUACCAAGGCCUCACCUCACCGUGUCAUCAAGGCCCCACAGCCCUCCCCCUCUCCCAAGGCCCCACAGCCCUCCCCCUCUCCCAAGGCUCCAGAGCCC
Phascolarctos cinereus (koala) is the source of this 2148-nucleotide messenger RNA. It is a transcript of the gene GARIN5B, whose product is annotated as golgi associated RAB2 interactor family member 5B. Gene Ontology annotation, cellular component: nucleus. Lineage: Eukaryota; Metazoa; Chordata; Mammalia; Diprotodontia; Phascolarctidae. The record is from RefSeq and is a predicted model, not a curated record.